AUGAUGAGCUCGGAAGCUGUCUUGGCGAGCUUGGAGGAAGUCUUGAUGACGAGGUCGGAAGCUGUCAUGGUAAGCUUGGAAGAUGUUUUGAUGACGAGCUUGGAAGCUAUCUUGGUGAGCUUGGAAGCUAUCGGAGCUAGCGAAGCUGCGAGCUAG
Arabis nemorensis is the source of this 156-nucleotide messenger RNA. The record is from the annotation of a GenBank genome assembly. Lineage: Eukaryota; Viridiplantae; Streptophyta; Magnoliopsida; Brassicales; Brassicaceae.